Salvelinus namaycush (lake trout) is the source of this 928-nucleotide messenger RNA. Its product is annotated as endoplasmic reticulum resident protein 27-like. The record is from RefSeq and is a predicted model, not a curated record. NCBI's taxonomy places the organism in Eukaryota, Metazoa, Chordata, Actinopteri, Salmoniformes, Salmonidae. Gene Ontology annotation, biological process: protein folding; response to endoplasmic reticulum stress. The coding region runs from base 131 to 901 and encodes 256 amino acids. The transcript is spliced from 7 exons. Gene Ontology annotation, cellular component: endoplasmic reticulum.
AGGAGGGACACGACACACACAUGGACAGACGGACACAGACUCCAACCUAAAACUCAACCGUCCGGCAUAGAAUCAAAAACGGACAAACUUCUCUGAGGCUCUUCUUUGUCUACAGCCUGCUGAUACAGUUAUGAUACCGCUGCUCUCUCUGUUUCUCUCCCUCCUGGCCGCCUCAGUCAUAGCUAAAGACAGCGCCCUCCCAACCCUGAGUGAUGUCACUGCAGCCGAGGCCUUCAUCGAAGCCUCUGAGGUGGUCGUCAUCGGGUUCUUUGAGACUCCCUCAGAGGAGACUUUUGGCUACAAGGAGCUUGUGGAGGCAGCUAAGACUGUGAAGCAUAUCCCUGUGGCUCUGUGCAGCGAUAAGGAGUCAUGGGCCAAACUCAGCAUCGUGUCUGACACUAUCGCCAUCUUCAGAAAGGCAGAUAACCACCAAGACAACCUUCAGCUCUCUGAGACCAAGAAAGUGGAGGCGGACGGUCUUGCUCGCUUUAUCACCAUGAACGAGCUUCGCUACAUCACCGAGUACAACCAAGUGACAGCAGUGGGUCUGUUCCAGUCUGAGGUGAAGGCACACCUCCUGCUCUUCAUCAACAGGGGGAGUGGUGACUAUAAAGAGCUCAAGGACCGACUAGGAGCUCUGGCCCCAGAAUUUGUUGGCGAGUUCCUGUUUGUGCUGGUACACGGGGUGAAGUCCAAUGAGAAAUCUCUGGGCUACUUCGGCCUGACGUCACGUGACCUUCCCCGCGUGGGCAUUUACGACCGCAACUCAGAUAUGAAGUGGCUCAUGCCCGAGGGAGAGAUCUCCACCGAGCGUGUGCGGGAAUUCUGCCAGUCACUCAUACUAGGCAAUCUCAAGGAGGUGAAGCAGGCAGGAGAACCUGAUCCUAAAACUGAGUUGUAAAAUAAACAAAUAAAUGAAUGUAAAUAA